AUGCCUAUGAAUUAUAUUACAUCAGAUCUAAAGACACAGUUGGGAGAAUAUUUAAUUGGAAUUGUAAAUCCAAUGCUAGAUGAAACAAUUACUGCUGCAUUGGAAAUACUCUCUCCAAGAACAAUUAAUUAUUUGACAUCGUUACCACACCCAUAUCAUAUUUUGAAUAAUUGUAUUUAUCCAUCCACUGCUUUUAACUAUUUAGAACCACAGAUAGAGAAACAUAGAAUCAAGAAUGCUCACAAGGACACCCGUGAUGCUACACCUAGUGUUUUAUUUUACUUGGGAGAUUAUGAUGAGAAAGAAGGGUAUUUGGAGUUUCCAGAGCAAAAUUGUAAGGUAUUUGUUAAACCUGGUGAUUUGCUAUUGUUCAAAGGCAACAAAUAUAAACAUCAAGUUGCUCCUAUUACUUCAGGAACCAGACUUGGACUUGUUUAUUUUGCUCACAAGGCUUGUAAAGUAAUGGACUUCUAUGAUGACUAUCAAAAGGAAUCAUUGAAUAAACAUAAACAACAAAACCAAUAA
Naegleria gruberi is the source of this 525-nucleotide messenger RNA. RefSeq lists its product as uncharacterized. Lineage: Eukaryota; Heterolobosea; Eutetramitea; Acrasida; Naegleriidae. The record is from RefSeq and is a predicted model, not a curated record. The transcript has a single exon. Bases 1 to 525 code for a protein of 174 amino acids.